Vitis vinifera (wine grape) is the source of this 2621-nucleotide messenger RNA. RefSeq names its product aspartic proteinase 36. Bases 197 to 2176 code for a protein of 659 amino acids. Gene Ontology annotation, molecular function: aspartic-type endopeptidase activity. Gene Ontology annotation, biological process: proteolysis. The transcript has 12 exons. NCBI's taxonomy places the organism in Eukaryota, Viridiplantae, Streptophyta, Magnoliopsida, Vitales, Vitaceae. The record is from RefSeq and is a predicted model, not a curated record.
CCCAUUGGUUAUAGGUUGUGCCGGUAAAGAAGCACUAUUGUUUUGUUUGGAUCUCUCUCUCGCUUUCUGGGGAAGGCGAAGACUGAGGACGGAGGACGGAGGACCUUUCUGAGUUUUCUCCAAUUUUCUUCCUUCCUCUGCACUCAUCAUCAUCCUCAAAUCCUCUGCUAUCAUUGAUUUCAGUUUUCCAGGAGCCAUGACGCAGACCUGGUCUCUACUAAUUUCUGCCAUCGUCAUCUUAUCUUUCGUCACAAUCUAUUCUUCUUCAGCCUCACAAAUCCCCAAUAGAGGCGUCCGUCGCCCCAUGAUUUUUCCGUUAUAUUUCGCGUCCCCUAAAUCUUCGGGGCACCGGCAGGCCAUUGAGGGAAGCUAUUGGCGGCGGCAUCUGAAAUCGGACCCUUACCACCACCCCAAUGCUCGCAUGAGGCUCUACGACGAUCUCCUCUCCAACGGUUACUAUACGACCCGGCUUUGGAUUGGAACGCCUCCGCAGGAAUUCGCUCUCAUUGUGGAUACGGGGAGUACUGUCACCUAUGUUCCCUGCUCUGACUGUGAACACUGUGGAAAGCAUCAGGAUCCAAGAUUUCAACCAGAUGAGUCUAGUACUUAUCAUCCUGUUAAAUGCAAUAUGGAUUGUAACUGUGACCAUGAUGGAGUAAAUUGUGUUUAUGAGAGACGGUAUGCUGAGAUGAGCUCUAGCAGUGGUGUGCUUGGGGAGGACAUCAUUUCUUUUGGCAACCAAAGUGAAGUUGUCCCACAAAGGGCUGUUUUUGGUUGUGAAAAUGUGGAAACCGGUGAUCUUUACAGCCAACGAGCAGAUGGCAUAAUGGGUCUAGGCCGUGGUCAGCUCAGCAUUGUAGAUCAACUUGUUGACAAGAAUGUCAUUAAUGAUUCAUUUUCAUUAUGUUAUGGUGGGAUGCAUGUAGGUGGAGGGGCUAUGGUUCUUGGUGGGAUUCCACCUCCCCCUGAUAUGGUCUUCUCCCGUUCAGAUCCUUACCGCAGUCCAUAUUACAAUAUUGAGCUCAAGGAAAUACAUGUUGCUGGGAAGCCAUUGAAAUUAAGCCCAAGUACCUUUGAUAGAAAGCAUGGAACAGUCCUGGAUAGUGGAACUACAUAUGCUUACCUUCCAGAAGAAGCUUUUGUUGCAUUCAGGGAUGCAAUUAUAAAAAAAAGUCAUAACCUCAAGCAAAUCCAUGGUCCUGACCCGAAUUAUAAUGAUAUUUGCUUUUCUGGUGCUGGAAGGGAUGUCUCCCAACUCUCAAAAGCAUUUCCAGAGGUUGACAUGGUAUUUAGCAAUGGGCAGAAGUUGUCACUGACUCCAGAAAACUACUUGUUCCAGCAUACAAAAGUUCAUGGUGCAUACUGCCUGGGAAUUUUCCGGAAUGGGGAUUCAACUACUCUUUUAGGAGGAAUCAUUGUUCGUAAUACCCUUGUAACUUAUGAUCGGGAGAAUGAAAAGAUUGGAUUUUGGAAAACUAAUUGCUCAGAACUAUGGAAGAGACUGCAUAUUCCUGGUGCUCCUGCAGCAGCCCCUAUUGUUCCCACUCCUAAAUCUGUUUCUGCACCAGCACCUGUUGUUUCUUAUAACAAUAAUACAACUGUUGGAAUGCCUCCUACAGUGGCUCCAAGCGGAUUGCCUCAGGAAGUUCUUCCAGGAGAAUUCCAAGUUGGACUUAUAACGUUUGAUAUGUCGUUUAGUGUCAACUACUCCAAUAUGAAGCCUAACUUCACAGAACUUGCUGAGUUUAUCGCCCAUGAGUUGGAAAUUAAUGCUUCACAGGUUCAUUUCUUGAACUUCUUUUCAAAAGGAAAUCAUUCUGUCAUUAGAUGGGCUAUAUUUCCGGCAGAAUCUGCCACUUACAUUUCCAACUCGACUGCGAUGAGCAUAAUUUUGCAGUUAAAGGAACAUCGUGUGCAUCUUCCUGAGAGGUUUGGAAGUUAUCAGUUGGUUGAAUGGAAAGUUGAGCCACAAAUUAAGCGGACAUGGUGGGAGCAACACUUCUGGACUGUUGUGGUGGGAGUCAUUAUCACAUUGAUUCUUGGUUUAUCCACUUUUGGAGUAUGGUUUGUUUGGAAAUGGAGACAGAAUGCCGUUGGUACAUACAAGCCCAUUGGUGCCAGAGUUCCUGAGCAGGAGCUGCAGCAACUUACUUUGAUCUCAAGCUCACAAGCCUAAUCCGGGUUGGUUUUGAGGAUCUGUAAAAUAUGUCUUGAAUAUUUUUUUUGUGGAGGAAGUCCUGCCCUACAUUGAUUGAUUCAGAACUGGUUAGACGUUUGAUCGUCCUGAGGCUGCUAUUCCUCUGUUUAUUGCUGUGAGAUGGCCAAAACCAGAAAAAGAAAAAGAAAAAUCUACAUUUUGGAAAGUUUUUCUGGGUCGUUACAUAUAUUGUAGAGCAAGUGAUACAAGAGCCUUCCCGUUUAAGGCGAAGUAGAACAGCUAUUCUUGGUCUCAUUCUUCUUUAUUCAACUUACCUGAAUACAAACUCAACCCACUUCUCUCAAUUCUAUAGGUUUUUUAGGCUGCAGCUACCCUCUACCCUCUAUCUGAGGGUGCUGCUAAUGUGUUAGCUACUGUUCUUUGUGUAUCUGCAGUUGAUAAUAAAUUCAUGCCGUUGUUACAA